CAUUUGGACUAAAACCCAGGAUAAUGCCUAUCAAAACAAGGUGUUAUGACAGAAGGAGUGCUCUGACCUGUGAGUUUUGUCCUGCAAUCCAAUGACUGUAAAAAUACAAUAAAACCAUUAAUGACGCAAGUGGAGGUGAAGAUUUGUCGACGUGCCAAUGGAGAUUACGACUCUCAUUGGACAAAGAGUUUCAUUGUUACUCAUUUGAUCGAAUUUCACUGGAAUACACCUGUAAUCUGGAAGAUCUCCAAAGAAGAGGCAUGCAGAUGGGAAAGAUAAGCACCUAAAUAUUAUGAAUCCUGAUUAAAGAACCAUCCAUCAUACCAUUGGCUUACAUGAGCUUGUUUAUCAGUCGGUAUCUUUAUAGACGUGUCCAGGUAGGUUAAAAUGGCUUUGUGGGGUUUAAAAGCAGGUGUGCGUUAGUCGUCCCUCCCUCAUCCUCUCUUGAGUGAGAUUGGGAGAUGAGAAAGCCAUCUCAUUUGCUGAUCAGAUCACAGACAGAUUAUCAAGCCUAAAUGAGAGUUCUGGAGUUCGAAGGUGUUGGAACAACACGGUCUUACCAUCCAGGACUUGUUGUUUGAGUGAAUACAGUGGUGGGAAGACAUGCAAGAAGUCAACAACACUUGAUUCUAAACUAUCACCUUCAUGUUGGCAGAUUAAAGCUUAUUGUUACGCAAUUCGUUAGCGUUUAUAUCACGACUGUAACUUUAACCGGAAGAUAGUGUUCAGUGCUUGAGCUCACCCUGAAAUGGGAUCAUCCCGAAUCGCUUUUAAAGGAUACUCUGGCUAAAUGUGUGUGUGGAGACGUCUCUAGUAGUCAAGCCAGCAUGUAUGUACUGUGCACCUUGGUGCUGCUGUCUCUUCACAACCUGUUUAGGAGACCCCGAGUCCUGGAUCCCGUUGAGCCAAAAGCUAUCGAAAGCCCCGAGCAACACAAACCAGAUGUAGGCAAACAGGGACGCAGGAAGAGAAACAAGCACCACUUUCCUGGAAGUUCUGGACCACUAGAGACUUCAAGAGUUCAUAGACAGCAAGACUUUGAAAGAUGCCUGGACGGAUCCAGCAGAGCGAGUAAAAGAAGAUCUGUUCACCAGGAUAAUGUGCUGGAGAGGAGGAAGAUAGCACAGCCCGUCCAGCGGUGUGGUCUGCUCGGCCCUGCGGUCAUGUACGGCACACGAAAGACCUGGGACGUCGGCCACACCCCCUGCCUGCAGGAGCUCUGGAACAAAGACAUCUCAUUGGACGCGAGUUCUCUGGAUAUCCUGAUGAGUGAUGGUGAAGAAGAAAACUCCUUCCUCUCAUUGCCCAACUCUGUGCUUCAGCGCCACUGUUUGACCUCUGACCUCUCAGAAACGGGCACCUCAGAACAGCAGCAGCAGCUGCUGAUACAGACGCUGCAGGAGAGUUGUGAGUUUCAGGCACGUUUGCGCAGUGAAGACGCAGCUAAAAGACUUCUGCUUCAGCGACUGCAGACUCACGAUCACCAGCUCAACCAAGACAACCAUCAGAACCAAGAGUAUUCACCACAUUACCAAGAAAAUCAAGAGCAGCUCAGACUGCAGGCCGGCCAGCUCAACCAGGCUGCGUCUCCUACAGGUGUGAGGAGCUCUACUGCUUUAACCCAGAGGCUUGUGGAUUUUCCUAAAAGUAAAGUUCACUCACCGGAGCGACUGCAGAAAGUGGAGGGGGAACAGCUCGCUGUCAUUACAGGACUGCGCACACAGGUCAAAGAGCUGGAGGAGAAACUAGUGGAUCAGACACAGGAGGUGGAAAGACUGCGCUCUGAGCUGGGGGCGACAGAUCUGGAGAAACAGCUGGAGGUGCUGGAGAGUGAGAACCAGCGGCUCAAACAGGAGCUGAAGACCAGUCACACACAGACCAGCUGCUCUGCUGCCCGCUGCCCUCACAGCCAGGAUGUGGAGGCCCUGCGUGGAGAGCUGUGCCGUAAAGAUGAGCAGUGGCGUGAGCGCGAGCGGCGUCUGGCUGCGCUCGAGCUGCAGCUGCAGGACAGGAGUGCAGUGGUAGAGGAGCUUCAGCAGCAGCUAGAGGAAGCGGCACAGCGCAGACAUGAGCUCCAGGAGCAGCUUGAGGAAGCAUCAGGACACCAAAGCCUGAGCGACGAGCAGCUGAACACACGGCUCUGUGAGGACGAGGACACUCUGACUCGACACACUGCAGUGCCGCAGGUCAAGUAUGUGACGAAGACCGUUGAAGUGGAGUCGGCUCAGUGUAAGCAAGCUCUGAUGGAGGCUCAGGCUCGUAACACUGCCCUGCAGGAGCAGCUGAGUGUGCAGAGACAGCUGCUGCGAGAGCUGGAACAGCAGCUCCACGACUCCCAGAGAACCAGCAGUCAGCUCCGACAGCAGCUGAGGACUGAUCGAGCUCGUCUGUAUGGUCUGCUCUCCAAGGCAGUGGGUGGGGGAAACACAGAGGUCACUCUCAGGCUCUCAAAGAUCCUGAUGUAUGAGGGUGAGAUGGAGAGGGCUCAGGGGCAGCUGGAGGCAGAGAUGCAGAGUAUGGGAGGAGGAGAGAACCGCGUGAUCGAGGAGGCUUUCAUCAGAGCUGAGAGUGAGAUGAAGGCCGUUCAUGAAAACCUAGCAGUGUUGCGGAUGAACCUCCUACCCUCCAGCCGGGCCCUGAGGACCCUCACCUGUGACUAAACUGUCUGAAGAGACAAGGUGCAGGACUUCCCGUACAUGCUAGAGAAGGCCAUCGCUGAGGCCAAGCAGGAGAUCUGCCAGGUGAUGGGAGAGGUCAGCAGUGCGAACCAAGAGCUGCUGCAAUACAAGCGGGAGAUGAACCUUCGUAAGAAAUGCCACAAUGAACUGGUGCGCCUCAAAGGAAACAUUCGUGUGUUGUGUCGAGUACGUCCAGUGUGUGCUGGAGAAGCCGAUGCUGCUGACACCAAAAACCUUGUGACCUUUGACCCGGAGGAUGGCGUUCUCUACCUGUCCAACAAGGGCAAAACUCAUGACCUUGAACUCGACAAAGUCUUCACCACUCAGGCCACUCAGGACGAGGUGUUCCAGGAAGUGCAGUCUCUGGUUACUUCCUGUAUUGAUGGCUUUAAUGUAUGCAUCUUUGCUUAUGGGCAAACGGGCUCUGGAAAGACCUACACUAUGGAGGGCAUCCCUGAGGAUCCGGGCAUUAACCAGCGUGCUCUGCGGCUGCUCUUUUCUGAAGUGUCUGAGAAGAAGCCAGACUGGGACUAUAAGAUCACCGUCAGCAUGGUGGAAAUCUACAAUGAAACACUCCGGAACCUGCUGGGUGACAAUCCUAAUGAGAAGCUGGAUAUAAAGAUGUGUCCAGACGGCAGUGGACAGCUGUAUGUGCCAGGACUCUCCGAGUUCACCGUCGAGAGCGUGGAGGACAUUAAUAAGGUGUUUGACCUGGGUCACAUGAACAGGGCAACAGCGUGCACUAAUCUGAACGAGCACAGCUCUCGCUCUCAUGCCCUCCUCAUCAUCACAGUGGCGGGAUUCAACUCUUCAACAGGCCACCGCACAUCAGGUAAGCUGAAUCUGGUGGAUCUGGCUGGUUCUGAGCGCAUUGCCAAAUCCGGUGCUGAGGGCAGUCGUCUGCGUGAAGCUCAGUGCAUCAACAAAUCUCUGUCGGCGCUGGGAGACGUCAUCAACUCUCUGCGCUCCAAACACUCACACGUGCCCUUCAGGAACUCACGCCUCACGUACCUGCUGCAGGACUCGCUCAGCGGAGACAGCAAAACACUCAUGAUGGUGCAGGUGUCUCCUCUAGAGGGUAACAUCAGUGAGUCUGUGUGCUCUCUGAAGUUUGCUCAGCGUGUUCGUACUGUUGAAAUUGGACCCUCGUCUUCCUCACGCCGACAAGCAGAAAACUCCUCCACCUCCUCCUCACCAACGCAUGAUAGCGUAGAGCUGGACUCUCCUCCUGUGACUCCUGUUCCUCUGCCCAUCUCUCGGGCCAGCAGUGCAGGAUCAACCCUGUCCUCCACCUCCAAAACCCCCACCACCCGCCGCCGCUCACACAGCCAGCUGUCCACAGAUAGACAGGUAGACAGAGGCAGCCCAUUGGUUGGGGACGGUGGGCAGGACGAAUGAAGUUGACGGCAUGAGGAUAAACUGAAGCCAACAUUCCAGACCUCUCCACCAAUCAGCUCCUUUCCCCAGUCGACCAAUCAAAGACCUGCAUUGCUGGUAAGGGGAGGAGCUUAAACGGCCAAUCAGGGUUGAGAAGGACGACUGAAGUAAGGUUUUGAUUUGAACAUGAUCCAAUGCAAGCUCCGCAACAGCUGCUGCUUCAGGACGGACAGCCCAGUGUUUCUGGCCAACCAUGCACUUUAGGCUAGGCUGUGGUUUGUAAUGUUAUGUAAAUGCCAUUCGAUUACUAGAAGCUUGAAUGUACGUGUUUGUAUAUAUUUGUGUGUCUGAGCGAGAUUUUAACUUUUAAUUUGUCUUUUUUCAUGCAAGAACAAGUCAAAGUUUCACACCCGAUAAGCUUGGAAUGAGUCAGUGUUUAAUAGAGGCAAUAAGAUUACCAUGCAAACGUCUCUCAGUAGCAUUUGAGUGUUUUUGUAAAUAGAAACUUGAAGGCCGUUGAAAGCCCGAGCGUCUUCCUGACCCGCGCAUGUGUUCAGUCUUCAUUCUCAGACAAUCAUUAUCAGUUUUGUUGUGCAGUGCAGUCCGAGCAGUGUUUUUGGAAGAGGACGAGGAGUAGAGUUGAUGAUGUAUUUGACAUCACUCCGUCUCUGGACUCUUGCUUGCUUGUGUUCACAUUGUAUGCAGGUUUGUUUUUGUACACUGUUUUUAAUAAAUGCUCUAAACCAACCUUUUAGGGGGGGACAAAAAAUAUGAUCUUGUAUGUUUUUGCGCUUUUAAAAAAUGCUGGGUUCCACACAACUCAUUCAUGUUGCCCCAA
Messenger RNA from Danio aesculapii, 4893 nucleotides. RefSeq names its product kinesin family member C3 (gene kifc3). Gene Ontology annotation, biological process: microtubule-based movement. NCBI's taxonomy places the organism in Eukaryota, Metazoa, Chordata, Actinopteri, Cypriniformes, Danionidae. Gene Ontology annotation, molecular function: microtubule motor activity; microtubule binding; ATP binding. The record is from RefSeq and is a predicted model, not a curated record.